CACCUACCUGAACCUGUAGCGUCCCUUCCUCCUCCUCCACCUCCAGGUAGGGUGGAGCUGUUUGUACCUGGACAGGAAAGAGAUAGAAAAAUGGCGUUAUAGUCGGACUUUGGAGUGCUUUCAACGACACAUAUUCACACAGGUAUGAGCCAGCCGCCCCGUUCAAACCGGGGACACCGGGAGAGAAACGGAGACCACCGACACUACCGGGACUCCCACGAUGACAGACAGUCAUCAGGCGACAGGUCUUCCUCUCGACCUCCAUACUACCCCAGAGAAGCCGACUCCCCUCCCAAACAUGCGCGGGAAGUCCCACGAGUUGAGCACCAUGAGUCCAAAUGCACACACAUUUGCUCCAGGAGAGGCAUUGUGCUGAUUUGUGCCGUACUGACCAACAGCCUGGUCCUGAUCUGCGUGGUUGCAGCUCAAAUGGUGACGUCAGGCAUGUCCUCCAUGGGCGGGCUGGGCGGCUUCAACAUCAACUCAAACUUUAACUUGCAGGGCACCGAGCUGCAGCAGGUACGAGACCUGGACAUGCAGUACAGCCAGAUGAGGGCGCCGGGCAUCUACGGUGGUAUCGCCUUUAGCCUGACCUUGGGGGUCCUCUCGCUGCUGUUUGUUGUCGCCGGGAACAGACCGCCCCACUUGAUGUCCCGGAAGCUUCUGUAUGGAGCGCUGGUGUUUCAGGCGGUGGGUGCGGUGGCUUACGUAGUGGCUGUGGGGCUCUACCUGCACUUUAUCAUCAGGGUCAACUCCACAGAUGUGUGUCAGCAGCGUGAGAGGCUGUACGCCAGGAAUGGAUACACAUGGAUGAACUGUGAUGUGAGCGGGGCAGAUGCAGCCGUGGCUCUGUUUGGGCUCAUCACAGCCAUCCUGUACACCGCCGGCACGGUGCUCACCAUCCAGACGAUCCGAGGAGUGAGGCGCUAUCUGCAGGAGCGGAAACGCAGAGAUGCCGAAAAACAGCGGGCCCGAGGCCACCCACAGGGAUACCCACUGAGGGCUGAAACCACCUCUGUGUGAGAGAACGGACAGCUGGGGCCUGUAUCACAAAUAAGAUCAGUGGGUUACCGAUAUGACUGUGGCUCUCUGGUAUCAUGAAGCUGGCUCACUCUUAACCAGGGUUAGAUCACCAUGGAAACCUAUGCUGCACAGCUAACCUGCUCUGAAGCAGGUUAUGUUCAGAGCAGCAUCUUUCCUUAAGGGUCCUAACACGGAUAAAAGUAGUGAGUUUACUUUACAACAAACUGACUGUCUGUGUUGAUGCUGAUUUUAUACCCUUCUGCCAUCACUGCAGCUCAGGAUGACAUGAAGUUAAGUAUUUAAGUUUUUUAGACUCAGUCAGAUAACUAUAAAGUAAUUGUUUAUCAGAACAAAACUCCACAUGCACUGUAAAUUACAAAUACAACAUUUUGGUACUGCUCUGCUUUGACAGCAAUAACAGCUUCUCACUGCUUUAAGUGUGUCACAUUCUAGGUGUGUGAUUUCUAUUGUGUAUUUAAUCCUGAUAAACAGCAGUUUUUGCUGCAGCUGCCUAUAGCAGUUUCAUUUUAUAAAACAUUAAAUACUCCACUGUAAGUUUUCUGAGAGUGCACUUGUGGCUGGAUCAGUAAACACAGUGAACUGAGCCAGUUAAUGAGCAGCGUCUUAAGCUUUAGUUAUCCAGGAUCAUCAAUGUUGGGCUCAGUGAAGCCAGGUCAAAGAGAGCCAGACUUAACCUUCACUUGCUUUGUGAUAAAAGUCCAAUCUGUUUGUACUGUAAAUUGGAUUAUACUGUGUGAACUCAGUCAGGGAUUUAUAUGAAUGUUUUUAACAUGUACACUAAUGUUUAAUUCAUGUGCUUUUAUAUCAAAGUGUGACUUUAUAAUGCAAAGUUUUUAAAAGUGAAACUGUACAAGAAUGUAUCUACUCCAGAUUAAACCUCCAUCAAUGAGA
Epinephelus fuscoguttatus (brown-marbled grouper) is the source of this 1935-nucleotide messenger RNA. RefSeq lists its product as uncharacterized. The coding region runs from base 145 to 1023 and encodes 292 amino acids. The record is from RefSeq and is a predicted model, not a curated record. Gene Ontology annotation, cellular component: membrane. The transcript has 4 exons. Lineage: Eukaryota; Metazoa; Chordata; Actinopteri; Perciformes; Serranidae.